Molecule: messenger RNA, 720 nt
Organism: Pollicipes pollicipes
Lineage: Eukaryota; Metazoa; Arthropoda; Thecostraca; Pollicipedomorpha; Pollicipedidae
Product: homeotic protein antennapedia-like
Exons: 3
Coding region: 1-642 (213 amino acids)
Biological process (GO): anterior/posterior pattern specification; negative regulation of transcription by RNA polymerase II
Cellular component (GO): nucleus
Molecular function (GO): RNA polymerase II cis-regulatory region sequence-specific DNA binding; DNA-binding transcription factor activity, RNA polymerase II-specific
Source: RefSeq, a predicted model, not a curated record
AUGCCGAACGACCCGUACCGCGAAACAGACUACCCGCUGCCGGACGCGACCCACCCGUGUCCGGGGCGGGGCUUUGACUUCGUGGCCAUCCCACCCGAGUGCCCCCCGCCGGCGGGCGCGGCCGAGGCGUACGCGGCCAUGUACCGCGCCGCGCCGGCCGGCCUGCAGUCGGACCCCGGCUGUCCGCAGUAUCUGGCGACGGAGGGCGAGCGCCCACCGGUCGCGCGCCACUGCCCAGGGGCAGCCGCGCCCGACCGCGGUCCGCCCCCAGCCGGCCGGCUCGGCAGUGACGGCUACCUCGCGCAGGACGUGUUCGGCCGCGGUCCGUGCCCAGCCAUCCAGCAGCCAGGCAGCCUCUUCCCUUGGAUGAAGGCGCAGUUCGACAGGAAGCGUGGUCGGCAGACGUACACCCGGUACCAGACGCUGGAGCUGGAGAAGGAGUUCCACUUCAACCGCUACCUGACCCGCCGGCGUCGAAUCGAGAUCUCCCACCAGCUGUGCUUGACGGAGCGCCAAAUAAAGAUCUGGUUCCAGAAUCGGCGCAUGAAGUGGAAAAAGGAGCAUAGGACGCUCGACACCACGGACGACAAGGCGGCGUCGGUGGAGGUGGCAGAUGCGGAAAAAUCUCCGGGUGGGGCGUAAAUUAUCAGCAUUUCUGCGAUUGCGGUGGUGAAAUAUUAUUUGGCUACUGUGUAGGACAAGGCAUGCUGGCGCGGGCUG